Suhomyces tanzawaensis NRRL Y-17324 is the source of this 2295-nucleotide messenger RNA. RefSeq lists its product as uncharacterized. Gene Ontology annotation, cellular component: early endosome; Golgi apparatus; membrane. Gene Ontology annotation, molecular function: voltage-gated chloride channel activity. The transcript has a single exon. The record is from RefSeq and is a predicted model, not a curated record. Lineage: Eukaryota; Fungi; Ascomycota; Pichiomycetes; Serinales; Debaryomycetaceae. Bases 1 to 2295 code for a protein of 764 amino acids. Gene Ontology annotation, biological process: intracellular copper ion homeostasis; chloride transport; intracellular iron ion homeostasis.
AUGGACAUCCCGCUACAUGAAACGACGGCAGCCCCCAUCCGCUCCCGUCGUACUGGCUUGUGGACCAACCAGAGCCGGGUCAGAGAGGUCAAGCGGUUCGAGGACUUCCGCACCAUCGACUGGGUCGAGGAUGAGUUGGACGAGCACCGCAAGCGGAUUCUCAAGCUCAAGCACUCUACGGGAUCCUCCCUGUUCUUGCAAAAGCUCUGGUCGUCCACUCAGAGCUGGCUCGUGCUAGCCGUGAUUGGUGUGGCCAUUGGGCUCAUUGCUGCCAUUUUGAACAUUGUCACUGCGUGGCUCGCCAGCAUCCGUACUGGCCAUUGUACCAGCGGGUUCUAUCUCAGCCGCACUUUCUGCUGCUGGAACCAGGGCGAGGAGAGCUGCCUGGCAUGGGUAGAGUGGUCUCACUAUGGUGCCAUCAACUACGUCGCCUACGUGGCGAUCUCGCUAGUUUUCGCGUCCACCGCGGCGGUGUUGGUGCAGCGGUACGCUCCGCUGGCCGCUGGCUCUGGGAUCUCUGAGAUCAAGUGCAUCGUGUCAGGGUUCGUGGUGGAAGGCUUCUUGGGUGCGUGGACGCUCUUCAUCAAGUCCUUGGGGUUGCCGCUCGCCAUCGCCUCGGGGUUGAGCGUGGGCAAGGAGGGUCCCUCCGUGCACUACGCCGUGUGCGUAGGGAACACCGUCGCGGGGCUCGUGCCGCAGUACCGCAAAAGUGCCGCUAGAGCUCGCGAGGUUUUGACUGCCACCGCAGCAGCCGGCGUGGCAGUGGCGUUCGGGUCCCCCAUGGGCGGUGUGUUGUUCUCGAUCGAGGAGAUCUCGUCUGUGUUCCAGUUGGCCACCAUCUGGAAGUCGUACUUCUGCUCGUUGGUGGCUGUUAUCACUUUGGCAGCCAUGAACCCGUUCCGCAGCGGCCAGUUGGUGCUUUUUGAGGUCCAGUACGAUACCGACUGGCACUUUUUCGAAAUUCCCGUGUACGUGGCGAUUGGGGUGUUUGGCGGCGUCUACGGCAUCGUGGUGUCCAAAUUGAACAUCCAGGUGGUGUCGUUCCGCAAGCGGUUCCUCGCCAACCACGCUGUCCGCGAGGUGGUGGUGUUGUCUCUUCUCACCGCCAGCUUCUGCUACUUCAACCAGUUCUUGCGGGUGGACAUGACGGAGGCCAUGCAGGUAUUAUUCCAGGAGUGCAGUCCUGACGAUGAUCACGGCCUCUGUGACGCCAGCCUGCCCAGGGUGGCGGUGUUGGCGUCGCUUGUGUUCGCCACUAUCGCCAGAAUGGCGCUCACUAUCAUCACCUAUGGGUGCAAAGUCCCUGCUGGUAUUUUUGUGCCGUCCAUGGCGGCUGGCGCCACCUUCGGCCGUGCCUUGGGAAUUGUGGUGGACCAGCUCUACCGCCACUACCCCAACAGCAGGGUCUUUGGUGCCUGUGCUGGCGAGUCCAAGUGUGUGAUUCCUGGAACCUAUGCGUUCUUGGGAGCCGCGGCUGCCUUGAGUGGAAUCACCCAUUUGUCGGUCACGGUUGUGAUCAUCAUGUUUGAGUUGACGGGAGCGUUGCGCUACAUCAUUCCCACCAUGGUGGUGGUGGCUAUCACCAAGAGCAUCAAUGACAGGUGGGGCAAAGGCGGCAUAGCCGACCAAAUGAUCAAAUUCAAUGGUUUGCCGCUCAUAGACGCUAGGGAGGAGUUCACCUUCAACGCCACGGUCGAGGCUGCCAUGACUGCCAUGAUCGUAACGUUUCCCGAGGACUCCAACGACGACUUCACGUUGGGACACUUGAAGACUACCUUGAAGAAAACAGCCUACCGCGGAUUUCCGAUCAUCAAAUCGUCAUCCAACCCCAAGAUCACCGGGUUUGUCUCCAGAUCCGACUUGGAGUACAUCCUCCGCGACUAUGAGGGCGUGGGCGACGAUACCCCGUGCUCGUUCAGCACCAACAACAUCAUAAGUUCAGUGGCCAUCGACUUCAAGUCCAUCAUCAACCAGUCGCCCUUGACCAUCAACAUCGACGUGCCUCUCGAGUAUGUCCUCGAGAUCUUCGUCAAGCUCGGACCUCGCUACAUUUUGGUAGAGAAAGAAGGCAUCUUGGUCGGUUUGAUCACCAGAAAAGACGUGUUGCGCUACGAGCACACCAGCCACUACUUACACACCGACCACGGGGACGAUCUGAGGUCCGAGCUCUUGGAAGCCAAGGUGUGGGAAAUCAUGAACCACUUUUCGAAAUCAAUCAGAAAAAAUUUGGGCAGGCUCAUUUUCAACGAUGAAUAUAGAUUCUAUACGGCGUUGCCAUCGGAACAUGACCGUUAG